Molecule: messenger RNA, 876 nt
Organism: Microsporum canis CBS 113480
Lineage: Eukaryota; Fungi; Ascomycota; Eurotiomycetes; Onygenales; Arthrodermataceae
Product: mitochondrial 54S ribosomal protein YmL6
Exons: 2
Coding region: 1-876 (291 amino acids)
Biological process (GO): translation
Cellular component (GO): ribosome
Molecular function (GO): structural constituent of ribosome
Source: RefSeq, a predicted model, not a curated record
AUGGCUGCAAGUAGGCCAAUUGGAAGCCUCAAAUGGCUAUUAAGAGGAAGCAGGGGUGUUUUUGGUAGUCAACUCGAGGCUUCAAAGGCUCGAGCAAUGGCCACGGAAGCAAACUUACGAAGUGGUUCGAUAUCUACGGCUCAGUCACCUAUAAUCUCCAGGCUCCAGGAGGAUAUUCCAAAGCCAGUAUGGAAUCCCACACCUGCAAUUGUCACCCUCUACGAUUUCCCUUCGAUGGAACCUAUCAAACAUCUCGAAUAUAAGCCCGAGCAUCUCCUCCUCCCUCUGCGCCGAGACAUACUACACCGUGCUGUCAUCUAUGAAGGUGACAAGACCCGACAAGGUACCGCGAGCACAAAAUGGAGGGACGACGUACGGGGUAGCGGCAGGAAGAUUCGGCCUCAGAAGGGUUCUGGAAGGGCCCGUCUCGGUGAUAAGAAGUCUCCAAUGUUGAGAGGCGGUGGUGUGGCCCAUGGACCCCAUCCACGAGAUUUUUCGACCGAUCUUCCACGAAAGAUUUACGACAAGGCCUGGCGAACAGCGCUGAGUUAUAGGUACCAACGGGGGCAGCUAAUUGUCAUCAACGACAAUAUCUCCUUAGAGCGUGGGUCUACGGUUCACCUGCUCCAUGAUAUUAUCCAAACACACGGCUGGGGCAGAGAAUUCGGCCGGUCAUCUCUUAUCACAGAGGUCAAGAAGGAGAGGCUUUUCAGAGCCGUUGCAGAGCUUGGCCGGGAUGCAAGGGCUUUGGACCGCGCAGAUGUUGAUGUGAAGGAUCUACUCGAGACUGGACGACUGAUCAUUGAAAAGCAGGCCUUGGACAAGAUGCUCGCCCUCCACUCGAGUGAUCUUGGCCGCCCGCUGGGUAACAUGUGA